Messenger RNA from Chiloscyllium plagiosum (whitespotted bambooshark), 4931 nucleotides. RefSeq names its product zinc finger protein Aiolos-like. Gene Ontology annotation, biological process: regulation of transcription by RNA polymerase II. The record is from RefSeq and is a predicted model, not a curated record. NCBI's taxonomy places the organism in Eukaryota, Metazoa, Chordata, Chondrichthyes, Orectolobiformes, Hemiscylliidae. Gene Ontology annotation, molecular function: DNA-binding transcription factor activity; RNA polymerase II cis-regulatory region sequence-specific DNA binding.
UCACGAAAGAACGGAAGCGUGCGUGGAGGGAUUCUCCCGCCCGUGAGUGUAUCCAUGUGAAAGAGCGACAGCAGCUUGACACUUCAGCCACGUGGAAUCAGCAGGACAGCGACAAGGCACAGAAAAUGUCUGACGUGGGAACAGAAGAGAUCCAAGAAAAGUCUCAACCAGAAGAUGUUGAGACAAUCCCCAUUGUAAGAGAAGUUUCAGAUCUCUCAAAGAAGAGUGAUGUCUCUGACCCUCAGGAGCUUUGUGAUCAAGAACAUCUCAACACUAAUACCAUUGUUGCAGAUGCAGUAAGACCUGAUUAUGAUGAAAGUGAACAAGCUCUUGCUGUAAGGGAGGAAGGGUGUCAUGCUGAAGAGUUUGGAGGAACCAACAGCAACCUGCUGGAAAAUGAAAACUAUGACGGGGAUCAUUUCAACAAUCGACCAACUUCAGCCGAUGGUAUUAGAGCAUCUAAUGGAAAACUGACAUGUGAUAUCUGUGGACUGUCAUGUGUUGGGCCAAAUGUCCUCAUGGUACACAAGCGAAGCCACACUGGUGAGCGGCCAUUUCAUUGUAAUCAGUGUGGAGCAUCCUUUACUCAGAAAGGCAAUCUUUUGCGCCACAUAAAGCUUCAUACUGGUGAGAAGCCGUUCAAAUGUCACCUUUGUAAUUACGCCUGUCGACGCAGAGACGCUCUGUCAGGUCACCUGCGUACACAUUCCAUUGAUAAGCCCUACAAGUGUAGCUUCUGUGGACGAAGCUACAAGCAACGUAGCUCCCUCGAAGAACACAAGGAUCGUUGUCACAGUUACUUGGAAAGUACAGGUCUCUGCACACCAGAGACUGACGAAGUUCGACAGCACAGCCUGAAGGCAGAGAUGGGAUCCGAGAGAGCUCUUGUCCUGGACAGACUUGCUAGCAAUGUUGCCAAACGGAAAAGCUCAAUGCCUCAGAAAUUCAUUGGUGAGAAGCAGUAUUGUCUGGGCUACCCUGAUCUGCAGUACAAUUCAACCCCAUCUUAUGACAAGGAGGGUGAAAUGAUGCAGACCCGUUUCAUGGACCAGGCUAUCAACAAUGCCAUCUCCUAUCUGGGGGCAGAAUCAUUGCGGCCCCUUGUCCAGACAGCCCCUGCUCCCACCUCAGAGAUGGUGUCUGUCAUCAGCAGCCUCUACCCACUGUCUCUCACACGUUCUGAUGCCCCGAACGGCCAUGUGCGAGAAGCAACCACAGAGAACACUGGUUGCCAAUUGAAAACAAAGUCUUCUGAAAGAGGGGUGUCCCCCAGCAACAGUUGCCAGGACUCCACAGACACAGAGAGCAACCACGAGGAGCGACAGAGUCAGGCAUACCUGCAGCAUCAGAUGAUUGCACCCCGAGUCAGAAAUGGGGUUCCUGCCAUCAAAGAGAGCCCAAAACCAUUUGACGUCAUGAAAACAACAGGGGGGUUGGGCCGCGAGAUGUUUAAGGUGAUUACUAAUGAGGGUGAACAGGUCAGAGUCUUCAAAUGUGACCACUGUCGAGUGCUGUACCUGGAUUAUGUGAUGUUCACUAUACACAUGGGCUGCCAUGGUUUUCGUGACCCUUUUGAAUGUAACGUGUGUGGAUAUCGCAGCCAGGACAGAUAUGAGUUCUCCUCUCAUAUAGCCAGAGGGGAGCAUCGUUACUGCAGAAAAUGAGCUAUAGAGAUGAUUCAUCCCAGGAGCAAACAGACCAAAAAUAUUUUAGACCUCAUGCUUUGCUUUCAUACUUAAUGCUGUGUUUCUGUGCCUUUGUGUGUACUCAUCUGAAAUCUAUACACCUGCGAUCAGGUAAAGGCCAUUUUAUUGAGCAUUACAUUGUAGCAGUAAUGAACUCACCAAGUAACAUUUAAGCAGCAAUGCUGACCAUGGAGAGACUAUAGGGUAUUAUCCAGAUACAAAGCUGAUUGGAUCUGAACAUUACACAAAAUGCCUUCUAAAAGAACAGUGAAGUUAACUAACUAAUGCAAUUCAUAUUGUGAGAGUUUCUGGGAAGGAAGAGGCAUUAAAUUAAGAUGCCAUCCCAUGCUAAGGCAUUCUCCUGUGUUAGCAUCUGAAGGACAAUGAGGUCUCACCAUUAAAAUUAUGAGCAGUUCACUUCUUUGAUUCAUACGGCCCUUAUUCAAGAUCUGCCUGUGUCCCUGUAACAGGAUGUCAUUUGUUCUUUCUUGAAAGUAGUGGUAAUUCUGACCUUGGUGGUGUCAAAAACAUCUCUACAACACCAGUUGCCUUAUAACUCGGUCAUUUCUGAGAGGGAUUUGUUUUUCAUAGCUCAGUAAACCCAAUCCCUUGACUUCUACUAAAUUGUUACAAAUGUGAAUACCAGAGAUUUCUGAUGUUCAGAACUCAUUCCUGAUGAGAGCUUCUUCCAUUGCCAUCUCAAACACUUGCUUCAGAUCGGAGGAGGAUAAUCUCAGAACUACCUUUCAAAUGAUGAGGAUCAUUGAAAUGCUGAUUGCAAGAAGAGUCACUCAAUUCAGUCCAAUGUGGAAGGGAAGGACAUUUCUCAUCCAGUAACUGGAUUGUGCACUGGAGUGAGUUCAGGUAUUGUAUCCAGUCAAUCAAAGGGAGAAGCGUGCAUGAAAUAUCAAACCUCAAAUUGAUGCUUUGUGAAUUGCCUUUCCUGUUAGAUUCUUUUUGCAUUUGUAAAUUGCUUACACCUUUUUAACGCAGCUUUUAUAUUGUAUGAAGUCUGUAGUAUUGGAACAGAACAAAACAGUAACGUCACAGGUGCUUGUCACAAUCAGGACUUCGUCAAGUUUGAUUUGUUCCUUUAUUGUUUUGGCUAAACUGCCAUUGGAACUGCUCCAUGCACUGUGUGUAUCCGACAUGGACACUCAUUACUGCUUUCUUUAACGAUAUGAGAAAAGCAGUCAUGUAGGGAAUUUAUGUAAUAGUAUAGUUCAGAAUUUUUAGAAGAUUUAGGAUCUCAACUUCAACAGCCCUCACCAGUAUUUUUUCUUUCUGUUCUUAGUGGCCUCAUUUUUUUGUGUGUUUCUUUUAUGAUUUUCAGCAUUAUAACUUUUAUAGAUAUUGCUUUAAGAUACUAUGUGUAAUAUUUGAACAGCAUGUGCCUGUAUUGCAAGAAAGAUAAGAGUCUCAGAUCUCAGCAUGUACUGACAAAGCACUUUUAUUUCCCAUUUCUACACAAGUAAAUAAGAAAUGCAGAAAGUGUUCUGAGUUGCACACAGCGACGGGGUCCAGAAUUCACAGUCUAACCAGUGCACAUUAACAAACACUCUCAGAUAAUAAUUGUAUCUGAGCAUUGUCACUCUGCAGCAUGCAGUGUAACUAGAGUACCACAUGUGUGGGCUGACAAAUAGCCCACAGCUUGCAUAUGAACCCAAGAAUUCCUUUUGUUAAUGUAAAAUUCAGUAUAACACUAGGAAUGGCCUUAUCACUGUUUUGUGGCCUGCUGUUGGGUAAUCUAGCAUGUAUUUACUUUGGAUCUAUUACUCUUGCACUUGGAUUAUUUCUGUUUUUGUUUGCUCUUGCCUUAUCUAAUUAAGUUUUACAUAGCUAAUCAUGCAUCUAAUUUCAAUGCUGCCAUUACACAGCCUAAACCCUAUUGUCUUCCCAGAGAACCCAAGUCACACUGUGGUGUUUCUGAAUCUGACAACUUUUACUGAAUUUGCCCAGUAACAUUGGUAGUGGGGAGUCUAUAAGAAUCCUGAAACUGUUAAUUUCACCUUCACCAACACACAUACAGUAAAAUGACUGAGGAAACAUGCAACCAAAUCCUGUAAAUUGUUAAGAUUAGCAGCUUUAAAUGUGCAUUUUGAAAACAUAUUGCUUUCGUCUGCACUGUUGCUCGUGUAAAUUAGACAUCCAUCUUAGUUUUUUACACAGACCUAAAAGUCUGUGCAAUCAGAUUGCAGUGAUAUAGUUUUCCAUAAGCCUGUCCUGACUGAUACAGUUCAUUCAUGUGUACAUCUCACAAGCAAUAUUGUGUUUGACAGUUUGUUCUACAACUUCUGUGGUUCACACCCACAUACAAUAUAUUGUAUCUCCAAAUCAUUAACCUAUUCACUAUUGUAGGCAUUAUCAUCUAUACAAAAGAUCAGUACAUCUUUAUAACAAAAAAAAACAAAACUCUGAAGCUGCAUAGCAGUUCUAGUAUCUGAAAAAGGAAAAGUCUAGUUGAUUUUUCAAGAGGAAUGUUCUAUUCAAUAGCCUAAAUCCAAAAUUUAAACUUGGCUUUAUUUCAGAGGCUGAUGGGCAUGCUAUGUUUGUUUUAUUAUUCUGAUAUUGAAGGAUUUUUCAACUUUGAGCAUACUCUGUUUUAUUUGUGCCACAGUUUGGAAUUUCUCUAACAAGAGCUUCAUUCCCAAAAGUAUUUUUACUGCAGAUUCAAUCCACUCCAUUUUAUUAGAAACUGACUGCUUUUUCAAUGGGGUGAUACUAGAUGUAACAGGCAAAAGGGGAGAACAGGUAGACGGCCUUCUGUAUGGUCCAGCACUUUGCAGAUAUUGAGGGCAGCUUCCAUUAUCAGGGCAGUAACUGAUACAGCAGGUUGAGUGAUCAUUGACCCAUAACCGAGCGGGACCCGCGGGAACAGUCUGUGAAAACAGGAAAGCAGAUUCACUGUGCUGUCUGAAAUAACCAGCUGUUGCUGUAUAAACACCCAAAAUAAAUAUACUUCUACUGUGAAUGUAAAUGUGAAACAUUUUUAUAUUUCCUGCUUCAUUAGAUUUUACACUAGACUGUUACAGUAAAAUUAUUUCCAAACAAAGAUUUUUUGAUUUUAUAUAGUUUGUUUUUUAAACAAGUUAGCUCUGCUUUGUGUUAAAUAAUGCAAUUCGUCAUAUUUGGAACCAGUUGUGUACAUUUUUAAUCGUUCACUUUCAUGAGAAAUGAAUUGAUUCUCAUGAGUUUUAUUUCUCUGAAAAUAAAGAUUCCAAGCAACAACCUUGGACCCACUGGCAA